GGUUCACGGGCAUAUUCCUCCAUGUUUGUUGUCGUCAAGAGAACAGUGAGACGUCAUCAUUGUGCGCCGCCGUGUGCUGUUUUGGCAAGUCGUGUUGUUCGCUCCCCUCGAAGAGUCGAAUAAAAACUAAAAACGGGAUGCCUCUACCCCCGGCGCUGUUGGCCCGCUUGGCCAAGAGAGGGAUUGUCAAACCGUCAGAGCAAGAGGUUGAUGAAGAGAUUAUUGCUGAAGAUUACGACGACAAUAACGUAGAUUAUGAAGCCACCAGGCAUGAGAAUCUACCGCCAAACUGGUACAAAGUGUUCGACCCUGCUUGUGGUCUUCCUUAUUACUGGAAUGUGGAGACAGAUUUGGUGUCCUGGCUGUCCCCAAAUGACCCAACUGCAGUGGUGACAAAACCUGCCAAGAAAAUUAGAGCUGAAGGAGGAGAUGAAAGGAUUGAGCGUCAGUUUGAGAAGCCAGACAGAGAGCGGGAGAGGGAAAGAGACAAAGAUCGAGAAAGGGACCGGGAAAGGGACAGAGAGAGGGAUGAAGGCAGGAACAGAGACAGAAGAACGCAGAGGAGAGAAGACACAGCACCGUACAGCAAGAGCAAAAGAGGGAGGAAAGACGAUGAAAUGGACCCCAUGGAUCCAAGUGCUUAUUCUGAUGCCCCAAGGGGCACGUGGUCGAGUGGCCUGCCUAAGCGUAACGAAGCAAAGACGGGUGCGGAUACCACAGCGGCGGGGCCUCUGUUCCAGCAGCGGCCGUACCCGAGUCCAGGAGCCGUGCUUCGGGCUAACGCAGCAAACCAAAUACCCAAAGAGUAAACCUCAGCUCGCGGGAGAGAGACACGGCCGUACAGUUCGUCCUUCCUUCGUUCACUUGUUAACAUCCACCGUAACAGACUGAGAUCACUCGAGUUUUCUUUUCAUUCUGAAAUGUGUGUGCACGUCUGCAAUUUGAGGGCUGAUAUUUGAUACCUCCAGUGUAUAAUCAUACUCUUGUCAAACAUGUAGGACAGUUGUAAAUAUGUUUUUAUAUGACCUAAAGAUUGACCUUUUUGUUGUUACUAGGGCCAUCAGCGUACAUCAUUUGCUAAUAAAUGUAAAGACUACUGUGAAAAUGACAGUUUAUGGUGUGGUUGUACAUCUCAUAAUAACAUCUGCACAAAUAAAAUUCUUGACAAUGU
Molecule: messenger RNA, 1171 nt
Organism: Scatophagus argus
Lineage: Eukaryota; Metazoa; Chordata; Actinopteri; Scatophagidae
Gene: pqbp1
Product: polyglutamine binding protein 1
Exons: 7
Coding region: 138-809 (223 amino acids)
Biological process (GO): alternative mRNA splicing, via spliceosome
Cellular component (GO): cytoplasm; nuclear body
Molecular function (GO): protein binding; ribonucleoprotein complex binding
Source: RefSeq, a predicted model, not a curated record